AUGCAAGCCGUCUAUGAAGAUUUUGAACUGGACAAAAUGGACAGUAGGGAAAACUAUCAUUCCCCAAAAGAAACAGAGGACGAUAUUUAUGUGAAUAUGGAAGACUGCCACCCAAAGCUAAAAAAAUGCUCAGGACCACAAGCAGUGGAUGAUGUCUAUGUGAACACACAGCAGCUGCAUCCAAAGACCAAAACAUGCACAGCUUCAUCUGGUUGCAAAGUGGUCAUAUUUGCUCUUGGUCUUCUACUGCUUGGAGCUUUAGCAUCACUCUGUGCUGUAGGGAUCUUGUAUCACAGUAAAGUUGUUUCCACUGAGAUAUUAAGGGAGAGACAUGACAAUGCUACAGCCAAACUGAUGGGGCUAAAAUACAAAGCCACUGAAACAAAACAACUGAAAGAAAUGUUGAAGGCGAAAUAUCAGCAAGUUCAUGAACGUCUCUCUGCAUGCAGUGGAUGGAAGUCUCUUGGUUUAAAGUGUUACUACUUCUCCACUGAUAAAUUGAACUGGACACAGAGUCAAGAUUACUGUGUGGAGAAAGGAGGCCACCUGGUCAUUAUAACCAACCAACCUGAACAGAAUUUUGUAGUUUCACAAAUCAGAGAAACACACUGGAUUGGCUUGAAUGACUUGGAGACUGAGGGACAGUGGAUGUGGGUGAACAACAAGACCUUAAACGAGACGCGUGUAACGUACUGGUAUAGUGCUCCAGGGAGACCAGAUGAGCCUGAUAACUGGAAAGUGGAGGACCCUGCUGGAGAGAACUGUGCUGCUCUGGGGAAUGAUGGCAGUAGCCCAAAUAAAUGGUUUGAUGCUUCUUGUCGUAAGCAGAAACAAUUCAUCUGUGAAAAAUAA
Molecule: messenger RNA, 852 nt
Organism: Hemibagrus wyckioides
Lineage: Eukaryota; Metazoa; Chordata; Actinopteri; Siluriformes; Bagridae
Product: CD209 antigen-like protein E
Exons: 10
Coding region: 1-852 (283 amino acids)
Source: RefSeq, a predicted model, not a curated record